GCGAUUGGCCGAGAGCUCGGGCGCCAGACGGAAAGAGGUAGCCCCUUAUCCGUUGUAGGGAAUGCGAAGCUGCUGUGGACAGCGCAGUGGUAAAGUAAAAUCCUUUAAAGCGUCGUAAAAUAGACACGGAUCGGCUCGGUAAACUGUAAGAAAAUAACGCACUCUCCUCAUUUAUUUGGUAUUAAAAGAAGGUGGCGUAGGACCAGAGUGAUGGACAGCCCGCGGAUUCUGGGCAUUGGAGUGGGCCUCUUUGUGCUGGUGUUUCUGUGGGUGCUGUCCCUGCUGCUGUGUGUGCUGAUGUCCCGUGCUUCACGGCCAUUGAGGUUUGUAUCGGUGGGUGUUUUUCUCUUGGUCGUCAUCAUCACCCUCGUCCUGGUCUUCUUUCCCAAGCAGACGCCCUCCAUGCCUGUCGUGAAAGAGCCUGUGAUUACAGACGAGUUCUUCAUCGGGCGCUACGUGCUGCUGACAUUCUCCCUGCUGGCACUGCUGGUGGCCAUAGCCUUGGCCAUAGUGUUCCAUGUGCUGGAGCCUGUAUGUGGACAGCCGCUCAAGUCACACUGAUGUGGCAACAACCACAGCAGUGGCUUCCUGUGAUGGCCUUUUUUUCAUGGGAAAUUUGUGUUCUUUCAAUCUUGAGUUUUAUACAAAUGUAAAUAAAAUUUAUUGUAUUUUA
Molecule: messenger RNA, 673 nt
Organism: Petromyzon marinus (sea lamprey)
Lineage: Eukaryota; Metazoa; Chordata; Hyperoartia; Petromyzontiformes; Petromyzontidae
Source: RefSeq, a predicted model, not a curated record